GACUGUCCGUUGCCGCAGCAGCAGCAGUGAGUGAAGUGUGUGAAGCUACAGGAGUCACUUCACAGCGUGUAGGUCCCGGGACAGCGCAACUACGAGCUGAACCACACUUUUACUCGGUGUUUAUAAUUUAAAACAGCUCCGCGGUGAUUUCUGUUCACUUGUUUUACUGCCGCGGUUGUUUUCCCUCCACGCUGAACUGGUCUUUGUUGUUAACAGAGGAGAGAAAGGGAGCAGGUCAUUGGACAAGUGUUCAACUUCUUCUACUCUGCUGUCACUCAGGAAUGUGAAGAUGACACAUUCUGUCAGCUCCUUCCCAACGGAAAGUGUCAUCUCUAAAUCCUUCUCCUUGGACCUCUUCUCUAGCAGUGAACUCCUGACAGAGCCAUACACAGAGGACAGCUUCCCCAGUGUCACCAACUUCAGUGAGUCAAGCAGCCUCCGCUGCACCUACAAGGAGGACUUUAAACGUAUUUUGCUUCCUGCUGUGUACACCUUUGUUUUCCUGCUCGGCCUUCCUCUCAACGCCGCUGUCAUACAGAAGAUAUGGAAGACCCGGCCAAAUCUGUCCAAAAACAACAUCUAUAUGCUCAACUUAGCCAUAGCCGACUUUCUGUAUGUGAUGUCACUUCCCCUACUCAUCUACAACUAUGGCAGCCAUGACUACUGGCCCUUUGGGGAGUUUGCCUGUAAACUGGUCAGGUUUCAGUUCUACAGUAAUCUGCAUGGCAGCAUCCUCUUCCUCACCUGCAUCAGUGUGCAGCGCUAUGUGGGCAUUUGCCACCCUUUUGCAGUGUGGCCCAAGCAAGGUGGUCGCAGGAUGGCGUGGUGUAUCUGUGGAGGGGUGUGGCUGGUGGUCGUCGUCCUGUGCGCACCAACUUUUCACUUUGCUGCAACAGGAAUCCAGCGAAACCGCACGGUGUGUUAUGAUUUAAGCACACCGAAGCGUUCAGUAGACUACUAUCCUUAUGGCAUGGCUCUGACCUGCCUCGGCUUCCUGUUGCCUUUCAUGGGCGUGAUGGUGUGCUACUGUCGGAUGGCCCACAUCCUCUGUCGCCCGGUGUCCUACCAGGGUGUGUCCAUGGCGACUGGGGAGAAACGGGACAAGGCGGUGAGGAUGAUCAUCGUGGUGGCAGCAGUGUUCUGCAUAAGCUUCCUGCCAUUUCACCUCACAAAGACCAUGUACCUGGUGGUGCGCACUCUGCCAACUGUGCCCUGCGAGACCAGAAACCUGUUCUCAAUCAUAUACAAGAGCACCAGGCCGUUUGCCAGCAUGAACAGCUUUCUGGAUCCAAUUCUAUUUUAUUUCACCCAGCCACGCUAUCGCAGGAGCACCAGGAGGUUUGUGCUCAGAGUCACCACCCUCAAGGACAAAGGCACCAGUGUAUAAACCAAUAGUACAUCCUAAACUGCAACAUUAUUUGUUAUUGGUGGAUCCUAGGAUGCUGCAAAGUAGAGCGUGUAUUGGUUUUAAACAGUUUUCCUUGUAUAUGUUCUAAUGUUGGCUGCAGCCCUUUAAUACCACUGCCGCCUUUCAAAAGGAACUUAGAUGGAUUUUGAAGUACUGGCAUUUCAAGGAACCUUCUCAAAUGCACUAUGAAGGUUGUACUCUUGUGAUAUGAAAGUCAGAUAGACUAACUAGGAAGAGAUAUACCCGGAAUCCAUAUUGUCUGCAGUGUACAUGUGAAUGCUGAUGAUAUGAUCAGCAGAGUCACCAGGGCACUCACAUCCUGCAUUGUCUCUGUUAUCUGUGAAAUGUUUACUUUCAGUCUGCGCUGAGCACUGGGGUUGUAAACUUCUUCAUAAAAUGUUUGUUUAACACUGUGAACUGCAGUAUAAUAGAAGUGCUCUAACAUUAUAACAUAAUGAGGAGUGUCUCCACUGUUUUUAUAGAACUGUGGAUGUAAGAUGAGGUGUGCGAUGUACAUAGCGAAAGAGAGAAGGAGAGAUCAAUAACUGUAUGUUUUAGGAUAAAAUCCAGUACGGCAGCACUGUUGAAAUGCAUGUUAGAAUUGCAUGAAGCACUUAUGUGUGAAAAUGAACUGAUGCUGGGGUAAAACAUGCCUCAUAGAGAAAAGAUUGCAAUGGUGAAAUACGUAUGUCUAUGCAUAUUCUUAUACAGAGUUAUGACACUCUCAUGUGAAGGUUUGUCCUGUUUGAUCAUGUAGAAAUGAUAGUUUUGAACAUUAUCUGAGUUGUAAGGCUUGUUGUUGCAUGUUUUCACCACUGGAUGGUGUAGGCACAUCACUGCUGUAACCCCAUUGCAUACAGAUGCUGGUAAUGUUCUCUCUAAAUUUUUGGUUUGGUUAUCAACAGCAGCAUUUUGUUGGGAUUUGGUUUUACCAGCUACUAUCAGAUAUAAACCAGUGAUAAGAAAACUUAUAUAUUGAGCUCAUACCACACUAAACUUGCCAUCAGUCCGCAGUUUGCUCCAUGUUCUUUAAACUCUCCAGUAGACAAAGAAGAUCUAUCUGUUUAAAAGUAUGUGCCGCAGUUAAUGGAUCCUUAUCAGAUGCUUAAAGGGAAGGAAAAAUGCAAUUUAUGGACUUGAGGGCCGGGUCUAAAUGAAGCCUUAACCCUGCGGCUUUCCACUUCCUGUGAGUGUUUGAACACUUCCCAUGUAAUAUGACUUCUGUUCCAACAAAUCAACACAGUUGCCAGGAAUCUGAAUCAAGGAUGAGUAAAAGGGAAUUGAGACAAUUUUGAAAAGAAGCUUCUCUACCCUUUAAAACAUUCUCCAGAAUACAUGUCACAAUUGUGUGAUUGUACUUGGUAGCUCUUACAAAGUGGAAAGUUUAAACUUUUAAUUUCCCUCUGGUGCGUUAUACCAAGUAAGUGAGUUACUGAAUUAAAUGUUGAUGAAAUGAACAUGAAUGCAAAUUGCAUUGUAAAUGGACGUGUGUGUGUAGUAGAUUGUUGUUGCUGCUUUUUACUGUGUCUUAAUGUUAAUUUAACUUGAUCCAAAUGUUUUUGCUUGCGCCUUUUUAACUUUUGCAUGUAUUUUUCAAUGCAUGCUGUAGAGAAAACAAUUAAACUAGUUUAAUCUGUAUGAAUAUA
Molecule: messenger RNA, 3054 nt
Organism: Acanthopagrus latus (yellowfin seabream)
Lineage: Eukaryota; Metazoa; Chordata; Actinopteri; Spariformes; Sparidae
Product: P2Y purinoceptor 3
Exons: 3
Coding region: 290-1387 (365 amino acids)
Biological process (GO): cellular response to pyrimidine ribonucleotide; phospholipase C-activating G protein-coupled receptor signaling pathway
Cellular component (GO): plasma membrane
Molecular function (GO): G protein-coupled UTP receptor activity; G protein-coupled UDP receptor activity; G protein-coupled ADP receptor activity
Source: RefSeq, a predicted model, not a curated record